Molecule: messenger RNA, 4606 nt
Organism: Diuraphis noxia (Russian wheat aphid)
Lineage: Eukaryota; Metazoa; Arthropoda; Insecta; Hemiptera; Aphididae
Biological process (GO): chemical synaptic transmission
Cellular component (GO): cytoplasm; plasma membrane; dendritic spine
Molecular function (GO): protein binding
Source: RefSeq, a predicted model, not a curated record
UAUAAUUAUUUAUUUACUAUUAUUACCGAUUUGGCGAAGCCAAAUACCGCCGAGACCGUUUACCUAUCAAUUUAAUGUAAUAAUAAUAUUUUGAAGGCGCGCGCCUGACGAUCCCUGCAGGCGUGGUCCCCCCCGACUGUUAGAUCGAUUCCGACAGCGUCCGCGGUCCUGCCGCUGCCGGAACAACGGAACGCCGUCCGUCCGUCUGUCGUGCGGUCCACGUCUGCCGCGCGAUCGACACACAUCRCGAAUAUGUACCACACGCAACGCGCGCGCGACGUCGGUCUGUCGCGUCCGACUACCACACGGCACACGCUAGCCUCCCUCCCACUCCGGCUGUUGUGGUCCGCGUGAGUCACGUUUUUCCGAACGUUUCGUCCGCGCCGCGAGUGACGGACAAUCAAUAACGUUAUCACCAGCAGUACUACACUUACACUACUACACACAGCUCGCGCCCGCACACACACAUGCACGUACAUACGCUCGCGCGCCCGUAAACAAGCAGUACACGCAAACAUACAUACACGCACGUUCUAGUCUCGCGUACACGCGUAUGCCGUGCUCGCUGGUCGUUUCACUGUUGUACAUCGGUGCUGGCGGUACGACUGUCGCUCGACCCGACGGCCACGAACGAGACGACGGCGGCGUCUGCUGCUCCGAUUUCUGCCCGCCACCGCCACCGGGCUGGACUCGCCGUGCCAGUUGUCAACAUUAGUGCCAUCGGCCGGGACCGUCGACGCACCGUGCAACCGCCGUUUCGUCAUUAGAAAUUUAAUGUCGGCAAAAUAUAAAUCCAUCUGUUUCGGAAGAUUUCAGAAACGGUGGGACCCGUAUUUUGAAAAGCUAUGAUAGGCUUGAAACUGGACAAUGAUGAUUUAUCUAAGAUUUUCCCUAAGUGUCGCCCAUCUACUGUACGAUCUACAGACUUAAAUUUAAAUCCCCUCUGUGACGACGACACAGACCAUGAUAUGGAUUUGACUCAGUCAAAUGAACGUCAAAGAAAUAGAUGUGAUAACAUACGUGGAAAUGGUACUAGAAAACGUAGCAUCCGUGGAAUAAGAAAAUUUCGAACUCGCAGAAGAAGUGAUAGUGAUGCUAGUCAAGAUUCAUCAUUAGAAACUAGUAUUGAAGACGAUGAAGAAGAAAUUAAUGAAAACAUGGAUGAAGAUGAUGAUGAUGAAUCUGAUAUCAAGAAUGCAUCCAGUGAAUCUGGAGGCAUGUGUAAUGUAGACAUUGGGGCUGCCAACCGAACAAGAAACUCAAAUAAAAUCAAUCAACAAUCUACAUAUAAAUUGAGAGAUUCAAGAAUAAUUGAAAUUGCUGGAGGUCGAGAAGUCUAUAGUCAAAGUCGAAGUAAACCUGGGCGAAAAACUCGUCAGUUACCUCUGCCUACAGAAGUUGAUUGGAUCAAAUCACCUGGCCGGGUAUGGGAACUUCGCAAUAAGGGACUUGAUGUUUCUAGUACUGAAUCUUCACGAGAGAUUUCGGAAGUAGUAUUUCCUACUGAUGUAAARCCAACCAAACAUCAACGACCAUUAUCCUUAGAAUUAGAUGMUCCAGUUUUGUUUGAUGAUAUACAUAAUGAUAUGUGGGAUAAAGUUCAACACGAUGGUUCAAUUGGGCAUUAUGGAUUACAUCAUCAUAAAAAUACRUACCAAAUAAUUGAUUCUUGUCAACAUCAUUUAAAUUAUAAAACUAGUCAAAAUGGCGAUAUAAAUAUGAUUGCUAAUAGUAAUCGAUCAGAAAUAUCAAGCACUGAAAACACUGAUGGAUUAAUUAGGUCUCAAUGUGAAAUUCAGGCAAAUGAUUUUAAUGGAUCACCAAAACAAUACAGGGAGGAAGAACAAUCAAUGCCUUCUUUAUUAUCAUCUCCUACACUUUAUAUGCCUCGACCAGGAUUUCCUCAAAGAGUGAUUCAAGAUGAUUCUAGGUCUUCCAGUCCAUCUCCAACUAUGAAUUUCGAUUAUUUGUAUGAAUUUUCAGAGACWAGAAAAGUUUUAGAAGAAUUCUUUAAAUCAGGAGCUGAAAAUCAGGAUACUCAACAGUUACAAUUCCAGGAUUUGGAGUAUGAGUUACGAAGAAGAAUACCAGUUUCUGAACAAAGUAAUACAUAUGUUGGCAUGCAUCUAUCAAAUGAAGAUGUCCAYAAAAAUUCACAGUUAUCCCCACAUAAACAUGAUUCAUCAUCAGAUGGUUCUCGAUGUUUAGCUGGAGUUCAUCAAAGUUGUGUUGGAAGAUAUAGUCGUAAUGUUACUUUAUCACCUGAAGUAACAGACUGUGAAGAUGCUGGUAUUGGUAGUGAUGGUGAAUCAUCUUCUAUGGUAGAUGGUCAACACUUAAUUCCAUUAUGUGGUGUAACAUGUAUCACCAUGCCAGUGUUAGAAGAUGGAUUGUCUAGUGGUCACACCAGUGAUACUGAUAAUAAUAAUCCAACUGUAUUAUUAAUGAAAAGACAAAUUAGUGAGAUUGAAAGAGAAAUAAUAGAACGUACAAAUAGGGCCAGUAAAUGUGAUAGCAUUGAUGCAAAUGCAAGUGAGGUACAUUCCAAUAACCAAGAAACUGGAAUUCAGUUAUUGGAUUCACUAGUGAGACCCGAUGAGAGUAGAACUCCACCUCCACCAGCACCAACAGCACAUCGUAGUGGCAAUGAAUCUGCUGAUUUAGUUGAAGCUGCUAUUCAUGAAAUAAGAUCUAGUCUUAGACAAACAAAAACCUUAAAAACUACUAAUGUGGAUGAUGAUAUAAUAUCUCCAGGUUGCAGCCCUAGUAAAGAUAGUACAAAUUCAAAUACUGCAAAAACUGAAGACUUACCGAUUUGGGUACCUAGGCAUAGAGGAACUGGAUCUGGACCUAGCGGCGACGAAGAAGAAGCUGAUACAGACUUAGAAACUGAUAGACUUUUAGGACAACAAAGAACUGAUGACACUGGAUUCUUCGAUGAAAAAUCUGACUGGAAGAAGUCAAAAACACGGUCUAUGUUACCGUUUAAUUUGACGUCGUCAUCAAGCAAUACGUCCUCACAUCCUGCACCCGUAGAACCGGCUGCUAUAAUUGAAAAACCAUUCAUCGUAGCCCAAACCCUUAACCCUACCAAAAAGGUUUGCCUAUGUGCUUUUGUGUUCAAUUUUAGAGAUUUUAAUAGAAUACCUCAACACCAAACAGUUAUGAUUCAUGAACCUGCAGUACUAAUCGAAGGUGUUUUAUUCCGAGCGCGCUACUUGGGUUCUACGCAGUUGGCUUGUGAAGGACAACCAACMAAAAGUACUAGGAUGAUGCAAGCCGAAGAAGCUGUGUCUAGAAUAAAAGCUUUGGCUCCUGAUGGCGAGACUCAGCCAAGUACAGAAGUGGAUCUUUUUAUAUCAACUGAAAAAAUAAUGGUUCUCAAUACUGACUUGAAAGAAAUCAUGAUGGACCAUGCCCUCAGGACCAUUUCUUAUAUAGCUGAUAUUGGUGAACUAGUUGUAUUAAUGGCCCGAAGACGUUGUUUCCUUACGCACCAACCAUCUGAAUCCACCACGGAUAAUGCAUUAGUGACUUCAAGUGUAAACGGCAUUGACAAAACUGCCAACAACAGAACUCCUAAAAUGAUAUGCCACGUUUUUGAAAGCGAUGAAGCACARUUUAUCGCUCAAUCUAUUGGCCAGGCCUUCCAAGUGGCAUAUAUGGAGUUCUUAAAAGCAAACGGUAUUGAGGACCAUAGUUUUGUCAAAGAAAUGGAUUACCAAGAAGUGUUAAAUUCACAAGAAAUAUUUGGAGAUGAAUUACAAAUGUUUGCAAAAAAAGAGUUGCAAAAAGAAGUUGUAGUGCCAAAAUCUAAAGGUGAAAUACUCGGUGUUGUGAUUGUUGAGUCGGGUUGGGGUUCCAUGUUACCUACUGUUGUGAUAGCCAACUUAGCUCCAGCUGGAGCAGCUGCACGCUGUGGCCAGUUAAAUAUUGGUGAUCAAAUCAUUGCUAUUAAUGGUGUAUCAUUAGUUGGCCUGCCAUUAUCCACUUGUCAAAAYUAUAUUAAGAAUUCUAAACCUCAAACAGUAAUCAAAUUAACUGUUGUUCCAUGUGCCCCUGUGGUUGAAGUGAAAAUAAAAAGACCAGACACAAAAUAUCAGCUYGGUUUUAGUGUACAAAAUGGUGUGAUAUGCAGUUUACUUCGUGGUGGAAUUGCAGAACGUGGUGGCGUACGAGUUGGCCAUAGAAUUAUUGAAAUAAACAAUCAAAGUGUGGUAGCUGUGCCACAUGAAAAAAUUGUCAACCUGCUGGCAACYUCAGUUGGAGAAAUUUUGAUGAAAACAAUGCCGACAUCAAUGUUUCGUCUUCUUACUGGUCAAGAAACACCUGUAUUCAUCUAGUCUUAAAACAUGAAUAGUCUAUACAAUGAAUGUAAACAUAAUUUGCCAUUAUGAGUUAAAAGUCAAGAGGAAAAGAGUAUUUGUGGGAUUUUGGCAAUAUUUUUCAACAAAAUAUGUUGUACACAUUAGGUUUUGUAUUUCUCUGAACAAUCGUUACACUACCUGGUCAGUUUGUUGACCAGUAAAAAAGGAUUCUUGCACUCAACUUGCAGGUAUUUUUUCCUCCCAUUUCCUUUUUUAAAAUAAAUAUUAUCAAGGAUCUU